CUCGCCCGGUCACAUUCGCAGCUUUUUUCUCCAGCCCGUGGGCAUUGUUGUAAAACAGAAGGACAAUACAAGAAUAGAGACGAGGAUAAUAGAGCCUCAAAAGGGGCAUCAAGGAAUCUCUCCUCUAUUGAAUCUGAGCGGCUCUGUCCUCGUGCAUGUGCUGCUAUAUGAGAGCCGUGUGUCGGCUGAACUUCUAGUUUCGUAGCGGACGGUCCCGACAGAAAGAGGCAUGAUUGUCAGACCGAGUCCAAGUUUUGCGCUGCUGUCCAUUCAUGUGAUUUUGAGGUGCAUGUGGAUGAAGGUAUGUGAGGCAUCGGGACAUUUCGAGCUGCAAGUUUUGUCGGUACAGAACGUGAACGGAGAGCUUCAAAACGGCGCGUGCUGCGACGGCGUCCGGAGCGCGCAGGACAGCCGAUGCACCGCGGACGAGUGCGACACGUUUUUCCGUGCGUGUUUGAAGGAGUAUCAGUCUCGGGUGUUUUCGAGAGGCCCGUGUAGCUUCGGUAGCGGAUCUACUCCAGUUAUAGGUGGAAAUACGUUUUCUCUCAAGCCCCUCGCCGAUCAGAACGAUAAAUCCAGGAUUGUGCUGCCCUUCAGUUUCGCGUGGCCGAGGUCAUAUACACUGAUUGUGGAGGCUUUGGACUUCAAUAAUGACUCAAGCACUGGCAGUAUAAAUGGACAAGUCAUCGAGAAAGCAGUGCAGUCUGGCAUGAUCAACCCAAACAGUCAGUGGCAGGUUUUGAAACACAACGGCCCCGUGGCUCAGUUCCAGUACCAGAUUCGGGUCACCUGUGAUGAACAUUACUUCGGCCUCGGCUGUAAUAAGUUUUGUCGACCCAGGGAUGAUUUUUUCGGUCACUACACCUGUGAUCACAACGGCAACAAGACGUGCCUGGAGGGUUGGGCCGGCCCAGAAUGCAACACCGCGAUCUGCAAGCAAGGCUGCAGCACUGAGCACGGCUCUUGUAAAGUACCCGGAGACUGCGGGUGUUUAUAUGGCUGGCAGGGAGAAUAUUGUGAUCAAUGCAAUCCUCACCCCGGGUGUGUGCACGGCACCUGUGUCGAACCCUGGCAGUGCCUGUGUGACACCAACUGGGGCGGGCAGCUUUGCGACAAAGAUUUGAAUACCUGUCGUACACGGCAGCCCUGUCUUCAUGGAGGUACCUGCAGUAAUACCGGACCGGACAAGUACCACUGCGCCUGUCCUGAUGGAUACUCUGGACUGAACUGUGAGAAAGUGGAUAACGCCUGCCUGUCUGAGCCGUGUUUGAACGGAGGCAGUUGUGUGGAGUCCAGUCAGGGAUUUGAGUGUCAGUGUGCGGCUGGCUGGAGCGGACCGUCGUGCGAUAUCAAUGAAGACGACUGCAAUCCAAAUCCGUGCAAUCACAGCGGCAUGUGCGUGGACCUGUUGGAUGGAUUUAAAUGCAUCUGUCCCUCUCAGUGGACCGGAAAGACCUGUCUCAUCGAUGCUAAUGAGUGUGAGGAAAGCCCUUGUGUCAAUGCCCACUCUUGUCGAAAUCUGAUUGGUGGAUACUUCUGCGAGUGUCUCCUGGGUUGGACGGGGACGAACUGUGACAUCAAUGUCAAUGACUGCCGCGGACAGUGUCUUAAUGGAGGCCAGUGUAAGGAUCUGGUAAAUGGCUACAGGUGUCUGUGCGGUCCGGGAUUUUCAGGGGAACACUGCGAGAGAAACGUGGACGAAUGUGCGAGUCGACCCUGCCUCAAUGGAGGGCGAUGCCAAGACAACAUAAACGGAUUCCAGUGUUUGUGUCCAACUGGAUUCUCAGGCGUCAUGUGUCAGCUGGAUGUAGACUACUGUGAGAGCACCCCGUGUCAGAACGGAGCAGAGUGUUUCAGUUUGGCCUCAGACUAUUACUGUAAGUGUCCGGAAGAUUACGAGGGAAAGAACUGCUCGCAGUUAAAGGACCACUGCCUUACCACACCCUGUCAAGUGAUUGACAGUUGCACGGUUGCCGUGGCGUCCAACAGUACACCGGGCGGCAGACGACUCAUCUCCUCGAAUGUUUGUGGUCCUCACGGCCGCUGCCAAAGUCACGCCGGUGGUCAUUUCAGCUGUAAAUGUCAGGAAGGAUUUACCGGAACGUACUGCCAUGAGAACAUCAACGACUGUGAAAGUAAUCCCUGUCGCAAUGGUGGUACAUGUAUUGAUAAAAUCAAUGUGUACCAGUGUAUCUGCGCUGAUGGCUGGGAGGGACCCAACUGUGAGACCAACAUUGAUGACUGCAGCAUGAACCCUUGUCGAGAUCGUGGUGUGUGUCGCGAUCUUGUGAACGAUUUUUACUGCGAGUGUGAAAAUGGCUGGAAGGGAAAGACAUGCCACUCACGUGAAAGCCAAUGUGAUGAAGCUACUUGCAACAACGGAGGGACAUGCUCUGACGAGGGUGACUCAUUUAAAUGCAUGUGUGCCCCUGGAUGGGGGGGAACUACCUGUAAUAUAGCAAAGAACAGCACCUGCUUGCCGAACCCUUGUGAGAACGGAGCCACGUGCGUUGUUAGAGGCGACAGCUUCACCUGUGUCUGCAAAGAAGGAUGGGAGGGGGCCACCUGCAGCCAGAAUUCCAACGACUGCAACCCCCAACCAUGCUAUAACAGUGGCACGUGUGUGGACGGGGAUAACUGGUACAGGUGUGAGUGUGCCAGUGGAUUCGCAGGGCCCGACUGUCGCAUCAAUAUUAAUGAAUGCCAAUCGUCUCCUUGUGCAUUCGGGUCCACGUGUAUUGAUGAAAUUAAUGGCUAUCGUUGCCUGUGUCCACCUGGCAGAACUGGACCCAGGUGUCAAGAAGUGUCUGGUCGUUCAUGUGUGGUCGGAGGUCGCUUUGCUCUGGAUGGCACAAAGUGGACUGAAGAUUGCAACACCUGUUACUGUAAUAAGGGCGUUGUCACCUGUACCAAGCUGUGGUGUGGCCCUAAACCCUGCCGCUUGCAUGGCUCCGGGCAAGCUGAGUGCCCGUUGGGUCAGCUCUGUGUGCCGGUACGUGAGGAUCAGUGUUUCGUGAAGCCCUGCUCCUCACAGGGUGAAUGCUGGUCCGCACACCGCCCAGCCGUACGGGCGAGAUGUCACCCGGAGAGCGACUGCGCAAAUGUCACCUUUACUUUUAAGGAUACUAUGCCACAGGGAGUGACUGUGGAGCAAGUGUGUCGAGAACUAAGGCAUCUAUAUGUGACGAGGAAUAUUUCAGCAGAGUUUGCCAUCUCCAUGAGCUGCGAGGCGUCUUCCGUCGCCAAUAACCAGAUCCAUGUGGCAAUCCAUGUGACUGAGGAUGGCGUGCACGGCCGGAUGCCCAUCAAACAGAUCACUGACAACAUCAUCGAUCUAGUGAGCAAACACAGCACCAACAGCAGCAUCAUCGGCUCGAUCGCUGAGGUCCGCGUGCAACGCAGACAACAACAGAACCCUAGUGUAGACUACUUGGUGCCACUGCUGGUCUCCAUAGUGACGGCAGUCUGGGUUUUGGCAUUGGCAUCAGUGUUCCUGUGGUGCGUGCGACAUCGGCGUAAACAGAGUUCCAGCCCCACGGCCAUCAACCCAGCUGCCACCUUCUCCACGGGAACCACGGAGGACAACACGGUGAACAACGCUCGUGAGCAACUCAAUCAGAUCAAGAACCACAUCGAGAAGAACGCGUCCAAUGGCAGCCUGCCCGGUAAAGAACACUGCGAUGACAAAAACAAGGUCAAAGCCAAAAUCAAGACGCAUUACUCUGAAUCCCACAGACUGGCAGAGGACGUCCCGAAUUCCAGCAAGCGGCUGCAGAAGGCUCGGUUUCCUCCGGCCUACAUGCUGGUGGACCGGGACGACAGGCUGAGCUCCAAUGGCACGGAUGGAAAACAUCAGCACUGGACUAAUAAACGUGACAACAGGGACCUGGAAUCACAGCACAGAGUUCCAGAUUCACAGCACAUAGACCUGGAGACGCAGCACAGCUUACGCAAAAUGGAGUACAUCGUAUAGCAGCCGAUCGGAUGGUGAGGUUGGCACGGUAACAAUCACAGCAGCGGCACGGUCGCUUGCUUAAUGCCCCACGAGGUCAAUGAAUGGUAACGGAGGAUCUGUUUGGAAGCUGUUUAUCGUUGACUGUCAUGACGAUUCCAGAUGAUUCUGGAUUAUGUAUUACGGGCAGAUAUUUCACAGGACCACAGGUUGGUUUGGGUGAAUUUGUGCACGUCAGUGUCAGUAGUUUGCAGUUCUUCUAGGCUAUCAAAACGCAUCACCAGGAUGACGUAAUUUACCAAAAUUAGCUCAUUGGGUGAAUCUCGCAAUUGUUUUUUUGUGAGUGAAUAAUCUGUUUUGCUGAACUGCGUGUGUAUUAGCACAUGCACAUUUAGUUAUGCUAUAGAUUGUAAUGCACGACAAAUACAAUUUUUUGUGAAUCAGUUCCAAAAAUUGGUGAUUACAGGUGCAUCACGUGCCUGAAGAUUGUAUUCAACCCUUUUUUAUUCCAUUUUCAUGCUCUUGCCGACAAUUCGUUUUUAUUUAUUUUGCUUUUUCACUUUUUUUCAAACAUGUAUUCAGGCAGGCAGGUCAUGCUUAGAAAUUACUGUCUAUAUGAAGAAAUGAACUGUCAGUUUAGUCAGUGUUGUAUAGAUGAUUUUGUACAUAUUUUCUAAUUAAUCGUUGUGUAUAUUUGAUUUUAUUAACUUAAUCAUCAAGAGCCUAUCUUUUGUUUUAUUUAUUUUCACGGUUUUGAGUCAAAGAUUUGUGUCCAGCCUUUGUAUUUUUUCAUGCAAAAUAUUCUGAGAUGCCAAAAGAUGAUCUUGUUUUGAAGAACAGUGUGUGUUUGGAUCUAUUGUGCAAUGUCUGUUGUAGAAAACGUGCUUGGUUUGUUUUUUAAAUGUUUUGAGACGUAAGCUAGUUGGGCGAUUUCCAUCUGGUUUUGAAAAACACGUUGCCUGUACAAAUUCACUUUUUUUGCAUUAAAAUCGUGUCCAGAUCAUUCCUAAAAUAUUCAAUCUUCAUUGUUGUUGAAACUUCAGUGUUAAAUGAAACUGGCAGGCGAGAUAUCAAGCAACUGUCGUUUUCUGGUAAACCACAUUAUUCAAAUGAAUCAUAUCUAAACAGCCCAAAGGGAACAAACAGUAUUAGAAGUGCAAUUUUGCCUGUAUAGUAAUAUGAAAUAUGAAGAAACAGACCUGAAUGAUGUAAGAGGGACAACUAUGAAAGCAAAAUUGCUUUAUUAGGCCAUUUAAUGCACAAUACAGUAGGACUGUAUUUUUCAGUUGUUUUUCUUUAAGUUGAAUCUUCAAUAUUUGUCCUACUGCUGCCAUGUUUUGUUGUACAUUUGUUGAAUGUUUUAAUUUUAGAUUUAUCAAAACUACAUAAAGAUGUAACUACCCUGGGUUUUGUCCACACAAACAUUUGAAUUCAAUCUGAUGUAGUUGUUUACAUUAAGAUCCCUUAAAUCAAAUAAAGUUCACUUGAAUGUUU
Messenger RNA from Triplophysa dalaica, 5446 nucleotides. RefSeq names its product jagged canonical Notch ligand 1a (gene jag1a). NCBI's taxonomy places the organism in Eukaryota, Metazoa, Chordata, Actinopteri, Cypriniformes, Nemacheilidae. The transcript is spliced from 26 exons. Gene Ontology annotation, molecular function: calcium ion binding; Notch binding. The record is from RefSeq and is a predicted model, not a curated record. Bases 230 to 3973 code for a protein of 1247 amino acids. Gene Ontology annotation, cellular component: plasma membrane; protein-containing complex. Gene Ontology annotation, biological process: establishment or maintenance of epithelial cell apical/basal polarity; Notch signaling pathway; multicellular organism development.